AUUUCUCGUUGACGACGCGCCCGCACACUGCAUUACACUCACACGCACGCGGCGCGCGCCCACAGACACUCUCACGCAUACUACGGCCACAACACAGUACACACUGGCCAGCGUUCGGGUGGCGUUUCACCGUUCGCGUCUCCCCGACGUUCACUGUUCACAUCCAUCCGCGGACGGCCGCUGUACGCUGUGAGAACACAACAAUAAAACUAUGCGUUACUACAACAGGCGGAUCUAGUCGCGUUGUCCGUCGUUGUUUUUCGUGUCUCUUCACUCGCGCGCGCGCGCCCGGCCCCCCCGUACGCGUAUCCAGUAUUAUGUCAAGAAGUCUGUCCGGCUCGUGAAAAAACAAAACGAAAAAGAAAAAAAUCAACACCCAACGACAACGACGGCGGAUCGAACAAUCUUAUCAUGAGGUGAGUGUCCGUCGCCCGCAAUGCCGAUGGGCUUGUUUUCAUUUAAUAUUUUGUCUGGAAAAUAAUAACAAUAAUCGUAUGUUUUGUCGCGUCGUCGGUGUUGUUCUACGCGCCCAUCAGUUACCACCUACCCAUACGUAAUACACAUACUACACCCUAAACGACCGACGCGACGCGUAUUAUCUGUGGUUAUGAUCUCUUCAUAUUAUUACCACAUUCUAUGCGGUUCCUUGUUCCUUCGCCGUCCACCGAACAGUACUUUUACAUAACGCUGCUUACGAUUAAUUGAUUUGCACUCAUUUUUCAAAUUAUACAACAGUGCUGCGAACUUCGGUGUUUCGAAUAAUCGAAAUAUUUUGAAAUAUUCUUUUGUUCAAGUAAAUAUCUAGUAGUUAUAGGAUUUGUUGUGUUUCUUCGCAUUUCGAAUUUGCCGAAUUACACCCACUCGAAAAAAAAUGAUGCCCAAGUAAUUUUAACAUAUAUUUCGAUAUUUGUUUAAUAUCUAGCUAUUAAUGAGUUUAAAAUAAUCCAUUGGUAAUACUUAAAAACAUUCGUCUACUUAAUUUUCAUUUUUUUAAUAUUUAAUUAUACCUACCUAGGUAGAUAGUUAAAUUUUAUUGUAUAGGUAUCAUUAAGGUACAUACCUACAUAGAUAGAUAUUUAUGUUAUUUUAAUUAGAUAUUAAGUACAUUUAUGAUUACUUUAUUUUUAAAUAUAAAUUAAGUGUGUUUAUUAAAAGAAUCAAGGGAGUGUUGUAAACUAUUUUAAAGAGUAAUUUACCCAAUUAGGUAUUUUGUGUUUCUUUCCAAAUUAAUUUAUUUUGCUCUAAUCUGCAAGUCUUUAAUUGACAUUAAUAAGGAUCAGUAUUACAAUCAUUGAUUAUAACUUCGGUUAUGUGACUGAUCGUUAACCAUAUGAGGUUUAUGCAAUUAACAUUGCAGUUGUAUAGAUAAUCAGGGUUAAAGCAUUUAUGCUCCAUUAUCAUAAAAUAUUCUACAAACGUUAAAUUCAAUAACCCAUUGUUUUGAUUGAUUAUAUUAUUAUUAUUUUUUAAUUAUAAAGCCACCGAAAAUGUUACAUAAAAAUGAGUGAAAUCAUUUUUAUAUUAAAAUAAAAAAGAUAUCUAUUUGUUAAAACCAUAAUAUAUCAAAGCCUAUGCCUUUAAUGGUAUCUAUAUCAAAUAUGUAUAACUAAAACAGUUAGCAUCCAGUGGCAUAACUAUAUCUAGGGGAUUAGAAGUGGCAACCACUGGAGCCUUAAUUUUGACUAACCUAUGUGGGGACCAGCUGAACUAUUUAGCUAGUGGUACUGACAAACAAUAUAAAUAGCUUUGAUUAUUAUUGGAUACAUCAUUAAUUUUUUUAAUAAAACACCUACAUAUUAUGUGUUACACAUGGUAACAUAUUGAUUACGAUAUUGCACACAUCUAUAAAUUAGUUUAGGCAUUUAGGAAUUAUGGUGAAAUAAAGAAAUUCACACACAUAGAUACAUAAGAAUACAACUAUGCAUGCAUGCAAACCUUAAUUCAAAUUAAUGUCCCUUCAUUGAAAGUGACACUACAGGCCCCCAAAUAGCCUAGUUGCUCCACUGUUAGCAUCAUAUUUAAUAAUUUUUAUUUGUGAUUUUGUUUGUUGAUAAAUUAUUAUUAUUGAUAUGAAUAACAAAAUAAUUUUAAAUGUAACCAAUGUAUUGUUAUACAUUGGUUACAGUCAAUAACAGUGAUGACUGGAGUUGUAAUAUAAUAUGGGGUUUUCCUUCUAAUAGUCUGUUAAAAACUUAUUGAUACAAAACUGUUGAUUAUUUUAGUGGUCCUAAGUAUAUCUACUUACCAUUUAUACUUAUCUUUAAUUGCAUUACUUAAAAUAUGCUUAUUUACGCACAUAUAUGACAAUAAUAUAGUAUUAUACUUAUAAUUCUCCUUUUUUUUUUUUUUUAGCUGUAUAGGUAAGAAAUCUAUUUAACCAAUAUUUAGACUUUUUUGGUGUGUUACAAUGGAAUAUCCCGAGGGGUAUGCAGUCCCAACCUCCUGAAAUUUUAGAAAAUCUUAUAUUAUUGUUUUAAAUAUACUACAAUAAACUACAAUAUGUGAUAUGUAAUUAACUGACUAGCCCUCUUCAAAAAAAAUAAAAUAAAGCCAGAUAUGACAAUAAAAAUAUACCAAAUCCAAUUUAAAUUAGACCUUAAAUACUUUCAUUGUCUUUUUGUUUUUUGUUACUUUCAUUAAGUAUAACCUGUAAUAAUAUUAAAUUAAAUUAUAUAGGUAUCAUAAAUAUACUUUUCCAACUAUUAAUAUAACUGGGAUACCUAAUAUUCCAUGGAUCAUUUUUUGUAUUACAGUAUUAUUUUGAUAAUUUUUGAUUUCAAUUUCCUUACAUUAAACAUCAAUAAUAAUUAUGUAUUACUUAAAUUGCAUAGAUAUAAUAAUAUAUCUUAUCUCUAACAAUAGUUUUAAUUUUAUAAAUGAUUCAUGUACAUUUACAUUUUUUAUUGAAAUAUUUAAUAUUAAUUAUAUUAAUAAUCAAUGAAUCAUCUAAUUAUUCAUCUUAUCUUAGCUAGAAUUUUUAAUAUUAUGGUUCUAUUGCUGUUAAUUUAAAUCAUUAAAUUAUGAAUAGGUUCUUUGUUAUUUAGUUAAAUUAAAUAUAAUUGUUGCCAAAAUGUACAUUUUCAUAAUUUAUAUUGUUUUAUAAUCUUAUUAUGUGUGGAUUAGGAUUAGGCAGCUAAUAUUAUAUUAUCAUAAUUUUGUUAUUUUUUAACAAUUUUUAUGUAAACAUUAUGACUAUAUGACAAUAUGACACACCUUAUGAGUCAUAAUAAUAGAUAUUUUUUAUUACAAAUUUUCUGAAAAUUUAAAUUUUAAACAAUUAUUCAUCCACAAUAAUUAGAUAAUAUAUAAUGUUUAAUGGAGACAUUUCAAUUAGUAUAUUAUUAUCUAUUGUAAUAUGUAAUAUGAUGACUUAAUAUUUGUUUUAACUUAAAUCUGAAUAUAUAGGUACAUUUUAUAUAGAUACCUAACCUAUAAAUUACUAAUUAUUAGUUUAGUACAUAUUAUUAAGUUUUUUUUAUCAUUUGUAAAAUAUUUAUCAAGUACACUAGUUUAUUAUGAUUUAGAUUUGUUUUUUGUUUAUUGUUAUAUAUUUUGCUUUGGGCAUUAAAUGUAACAUACAACUGAAAACAAUUUAGCCAGACAACAAAAAUAAAACAGGAAGUAGAUAAUAUAGAAUUUCCAAAUUACAAAUGAACUUAAUAUGAUAAGUAAAAAAUGACUGCACUAUUAACAUUUAUAAAAUGAAUAUAUGUAUAUUUAUAUAUAUAUACAUGUAAUUAUUUGUUUAAUAUUUAUUAAAAUGUGACCACCCACACGUAGUACAAUGUUUAAUAGAUAAUUUUUUAAAUAUAUUGCAUUUACUAUUUUCUAUCUACUUUAUCAAAUUGUUCCAAAAUAUUUUGUGAAUAUUAAUAUUUUGCAUAUUAAAUAACAUAAAAUGUUUAGUAUAGAAAUUUUUUUUUAAAGUUAAAUAUUUUUACCAUUUUUUGAUCAUAUUUUGUAAAAUAAUAAUUAUUAUAAUAUCUAAGUUUACAUAAGAUCUCAUUUACUGUUUUGAGCCAACCCCCUUAAUACUAAAACAAUGUUGUUAUAAUCAUGAUAUUUCUACUAAACAAAUUUACCUUAUGCACCUUCAAACAAAUUUCAAAAUUUGUUUUCAAUCCAUAUUUUUUUAUGCUUAUAAUAAUGGCAUAUAAAUAAUUUUUUGGAAUAUGUAUCAUUUUACAAGUUAUUGUAAUUUAAAAAUGUUGAUUUCAUGGUUAAUAUACCAUAUGGUAUACAGAGUGAUUUUUUUUUAUCAUGAACUAGCAAUUAUCUCGGAGGAUUUUUAGUGAAUUUGAUUUCUGUUUUUUCUAAUCAUUACGGAAUCGUUUAAGCUUUAUUUUAAAACCAUUUUUAAUUUCUUACCCCCCUUUUGAAUACAGAUUUGAAUAGAGAAUAUUUUUCUAGAAAUUUUGAUAUGCGUCAUAUUAAUAUCUACUGUUUACUUUGAUUGUACUGUUUUGAUUUACUGUUUAAAGUUUAAACCGGAGGAGUCUAUGAAUCUAUGAACCUUCCCUAAUCCUCCAGUUUAAACUUUAAACAGCUAUAACUCAUAAAUGGUAAAUCUGAUAUUGAUAUGACACAUAUCAAAAUUUCUAGAAAAAUAUUCUCUAUUCAAAUCUGUAUUCAAAAGGGGGUUCCUAUUCGAAAAUCAAAGAUAUACACUUAUUUAAGGUAUAUGAAGUAGGGGUAAAAAAUUAAAAAUGGUUUUAAAAUAAAGCUUGUAGUAUGAGUAUGGUGUGAGUCACUUCAUCUGCUGGCUGGAAGUCAACUUGAUACUGUUGAAAAGAAAUUAAUGUUCAAAGUGUAAACCUAAACCUCAUUGUGCAUGACUGGGCAUAGUAUAUUUGAUUAUACUAUACAUCUGGCAACUUCAAAUGAUUUCAUCUUCUAAAAUAAUAGUUUAUGAAAAAUUAUUUUUGUAUAAUGGCAAAAAAUUGGAAUUUGUAAAGGAAAACAUAAAGUAAAAUUUAGCCAUUUGUAGGUACUAUAAAUUAUCUUAUUAUUAUUUUUAGUGAAACAAGUAUUGCAUCAGCUCGAGCUUCUGUGAUGAUCUACGAUGAUAUCAGCAAGAAAUGGAUUCCUAGUGGAACAUCAUCAGGGCUCAGUAAAGUACACAUUUUUAAACAUGUCAUCAAUAAUACAUUCCGUGUCGUUGGACGCAAAUUACAAGAUCAUGAGGUAAAUUUUAAAUUAAACAUAAACCUUACUUUUGAUCAGCAUUUUACUUAUCCUGUGAAUUUUUUACACAAAGAACUGUAAAAUAUAUACAAAGUGAUUCACUAAGCGUACUCACUCCAUUUUUUUGAUUAAAUUUUACAUAAAUUCAAAUCCUGAAUUUAUCUUUGGAAUUUUUAAGUGAAGUUAGUCAUUAUUUUCGAAUACUUAGAUUUUUCACAACAUCUAAGGGGUACCUGUGGCAAUACCAACCUUGUUUUUUCACUUGUGUUAAAAAUUCUAUUAAUACUAAUUAGUUAGGGUAUUACUUAAAAUAUAUUUUGGUGUGAACAUUUUUGAUUUUCGUCAACCUGUUAACGAGAUAUUUCACUUAAUCAUUUGUGUGGUGGCAUAGUGCCAAACAUUUUAACACCAAAAUAUAUUUAAAAUAAUACCCCAUCUAUUUAUGGAAUUUUUAAUUUAGGUUCUCAUUUGAAAAAUCAAAGUUGAUAUCGCCAUAGGUUACUACUUAAAUGCUGUGAAAAAUCUAAGUAUCUGAAAAUAGUGGCUUUAACUUCACUUAAAAAUUCCAAAAAUCAAAAUUUGAAUGUGUACAAAAUUUAAUCAAAAAAAAAAAGCUUUCCUAGGAUAAUGGAGACUGAUGUAGCCACUAGUAAGCAAUGAUAAACCAUUGCUAACAAAAAAACCGGUUCUGAAUAAAUUUCGGUUGAUAGUGAUGCAUUUUCAAUAAUCCAUAUGUCAUAUGUUUCCCACCCUCCUAAAGUACCUUCCUUGUGAAAUUUCCUUUCAGAAAAUGUGUAACACUUAAAAAUUGAUACAAGAUAUUUGGUAGAAAAGUGGUCCACAGAUAAAACAACAAAAAUAAUCUUUAAUAACAUCCUUGUAAAACCAUAAGCUUCUUCGCUCUAUUUAAAAUCUAAAAUAGGGUGAACAUGCUUAGUGAAUGAUCUUGUGUAUAUAUUUUUUAAUGGAUGCCAUGGCUUCUGAAAAUGUCAGGGAAUUUGUAUGCAAUUUUGGAAUUUUGAUUUAUAUUUUCAUAAAUAUUAAUUAUUAAAAAUGUGAAAAAUAUUAUGUAAAAUAAUAUUGCCUGUAAUAUUAUUAUUUUCAUCUAUAUUAUUUUACUAGGUAUUUAACUUUAUAUAAAUAAAUAAUAAAAAAAUAAAUUGAAUUAAACUAUUAUAAAUUACAGUGAGUAAAUUACUAAUGAAAAUCUUUGUAUAAAUGUUUGGUAAUCUUAUAAAAUAUCUUGAUAUUUUGAAUCUCGACAUUCAUCAGUGAUUGAUUUACCCUCUUAUAAAAACUAUAACUUUUUUAAGUAUAUUCAUUGUUAUGGUUAUUCAUUCGACUAUUGAAAAGGGUUUUUAAUUCAAAAAUAAAGAAUACAAUAAAUGUUUUAUUUAACACAUAUUUUUUAUUUACUUUGGUCAACUGUUCUAUAAAAAAAAAAAAAAAUGGGAAAAUUCAAAACAUAGCAACCAUAAAUUGUUCCUUCUAUAUUUGGAAUAUUGCACUUUUUAUACUUUAGUCUAUAAAGUAAUAAUUAUAAUGUCUACAUAAUUUUUUUUUUUUUUUUCUAAUUUCAGGUUGUGAUUAAUUGUGUUAUUUUGAAAACUCUAAAAUAUAAUCAAGCGACCUCAACAUUUCAUCAAUGGAGAGAUAAUAAACAUGUUUAUGGCUUAAAUUUUAGCAGUAAAGAAGAUGCUGAUGCUUUUGCACGUGCAAUGGUGUAUGCUCUUGAGGUAUUUAACAAUCUAGUUUUAGAUAUACUUUAUAAAUCAUCCUCUAUUCUCUACCAUUCACUUAUGCUUGGGUCACCACUUCACCAUACAUUUAAUGAAUAAAUUAAGUGUGUAGCACUAAGUUCAUUUGCACUAAAAUUGUUGCUGAAAUCAUAAUAAUAAUAAUCUAAUUAAUUAUGAACUGAGAUAAACUUUAGAAGAAAGAAAAAUGUGUAACAGUUCAUGAUUGCAGUAAAGAACAGAGGAAAUAUAAAAACAUGUCUGCAUUAUAUCAAUCUGUAGACCAUAUAGUAUACAGUGAAUUUUAUCAUCUUGUGGUAUAUUUGCUUGAAAAUGAACAAAUAUACCAAGCCUCCUUUUCGCAACUUGAUUUCUGUAUUGCUUAUUUUUAAAAUCAUUCAACGUGGGAUUAAUUUUUACAUACUUUUUAAGCUUUUUCUCUGUGUUGUGUCUUCACACAAUACUGCUAAUGCUUAUGACACUAUGUGAUUGUGUGUUCACUGUUCAUGUGUGACAUUAAACUAAUAUAUACAAAACCAUGCAUGUAUGAUCACAAGAAAAUUAUAUCAGACAUGGAUGGCCUAUAUUAAUGUGACACUAAUAUUAAUGUUCUAUGUUCUAUUGGAUAAUUUUUAUGAUUUGAAGGAUAUUCACUUUGAAGUAUUUGUUUUUAUUAGGUAUUAGAUUCUGUAGCCAGAAACACUAUAAGCCAUCCCCAAAAUUUACCCCCAAUGCCACCUGUCUUUCAACAAGCAAAUGGUCAAUUUGAAGAAGAUAUGGUAUACAGGUAUGGUAAUAUCAUUUAGUUGUUUUUGUUUAAGAAAACACCACACUAACAUGUGUUGUACGAGGCCUACAAGUAUAACAGAACAAAUUUAGGAUUUUGUGCUGUUAGUUUUAAUAUUAAAGUGAAUAGACUUAAAAAUUAAAUUUUAAUUAAUAUACAUAAAGGUAAAAACAUUACCUUUGAAAAUUUGGUUUUUCUUGAUAUUUAAAUGUUUGAGUGAUAUAUUUUACUCGUAAUAAAAGAUCAUAAACUUUAUUACACAGUAUUUAGUGAAGAGUUUCUGUCAAUCAUAGUAAAUUUCAUUGGUAAGUGGUACAAUAUGUUCAUGAUUAAUUGUUACACACAAAUAGAAGACAACGUGGUGACAUAAAAGUUACUUUUCAUGAUGAGUUGGAAAUACUAUAUGAUAGUCUGGAUUGAAAACCAAAAAUAGUAAUAAAAGAUUUCAAUGCAAAAAUAGGUAAAGAUAAUAUAUAAACAAAUAAUUGGGAAAGAAAGCCUUCACAGAGAAUCCAAUUAAAAUGUUAGUAUGCUUGUUAAAUUUACAUUGAACAAAAAUAUGAUGAUAAAUAGAGCUAAAUAGGAUUUAAUGCAUUUAAAAUCUACAGUAUAAAACCAAAAAUAACAGAGGGCUCAGAAGAGUUUAAAAUUUCUACCCUCAACCACUUAAUUAUUAAAUGUGUUUUCUGUUAGUUUCUUUUUUUUAUAAUUCUUAAAAUUUUAUUUAAAAACUUGUGUUAAUAAUUUUUUUUAAUGUUUGAAAAUUGUAUUUCUUAAGUUAGAGCCAUUAGAGAGAGAGGGAGCUUUGAAAAACAUAUUGCCAUUAUUUUUUUUUUAGGUGCAUUUCCAAGUCUUGACAUUUUAUCACUUUUUUGUGGACCUAGUUAUACACAACACAACUUCUCCCAUGGAUAAGAAUAUCCAUAAGCCAUCAUGGAUAUCACUAUGUAGUAGGAUAGUGAACCAAAUAGAUUAUUUACUUGUAGACUCCCAGAUAAGAUCAACCAAUAAAAUGAUAAAUGAGUCUUUGAAGGUGAAUGAAAAGGUGAAAACAAAUUGGGUGUUUUUGAAAGGAAAAUAGUUCAGAAAAUGUUCAACCAAGAAAAAUAAGAUGAAAGUGAAUUUAAAGUUAGCAGAAGCUAAUUUUAUAGGAAUCAUAAGUAGUAGAAUAUGAUUGACUAGUCAUGUAUGGAGGUUAAAUUAGAUUGGAGACUAAACACAGAAGGAAAAGAAAUUAUCAUUUACACCAAAAACUUGAUGUAAUUGCACAUAUAAUUGUAAGUUUAAUACUAAGUAAAUUAACUCUGAAUUUUAAAACUAACAACAAGAAGUUAAAAGACAAUUUACCAUGUCAUAUCUUUUUAAUAUUGAAAUUGCAUACACUGGUGUAGUCUUCUUAAUUCUGAAAUGUGUGUUUAAUGUAUUUAAUUUUUUUAGAACAAUGACUAAAGAAGACAACUCAACUAUAAUCCAAGAUCGAAGAAUGUCGCAACAAAAUCAAAGUUAGUAAUUAUUAUUAAUGUAUUAUAUUUUUUAUAAUACUGGAUGCUGUCAGAAUUAGAAAAGUCAAUUUUAAAAAUGAUUGAGAUUAGGAAACUUUCACUGGAAAUAUUUCCUGUACAAUUUAGAGUAACAUUAGGAAAAACUAGUUUACUAUUUGAUGUAGUAACAAUGAAGUUUGUCUUUUUUAGUCACUAGUACAACAAAUGGUUCAACAUUACCACCUAUGAUUCAGCAAUUGCCUUCUUCAGGACAUCAUCGCACAUCAUCUGCACCACCAGCACCAAUACCCCCACCUCCUCCUGGUAUGUUUAACCUAACACCUCCACAACCUCCUCCAAUGCCAAGUAGUAAUGGGGAUCCUGAUCACAGUGAACCAGUUGUUGAUCAGACUUCCUCAUUGGCUGUACAGUUACAAGCAGCUCGCUUAAAACGUACAAAUAAGGUAAUUUUUAAUCAUUAUUUAUUUUUUCGAGACAACUAUAAUUUUGUCCUACUUGUAUUGAUUUUAAAGCAACAUCCAACUGAAAAUAGUGGAUCAUCAACCAGUAGUAGUGGUAGUGGUACCCUUGGACGGAAUGCCAAUGGUAGCCAGACUGGAAUGGCCUGUAUGAUGAAUGAAAUGGCACGGACUUUAGCAAGACGCCGUGCUGCUGUUGAAAAGAAAGAGAUUGAUUAUAUUCAAGUAAAUUAAUUUUAUAUAACAUAUGUGGGUAUGAAAGUAAAAGUGUUUCUUAAAAUGUAUUCAAUUUUUUUAUGAACAGAUUGAUGAAAGUUUAUCACCAUGUGAUAAGAAAAAUUUGAAUCGUAAUGAUAGUCAAAAAAACUCAUUGAAUGGUUGUGAAAGUCCCAAACUUGGUCGAAAACAAUUGUCUGCCACUUCCACUGAAGAUUUAAUUACAACUAAAUCAUUUGGAGAAAAUUGUAUAUCAAAUUUAUCAUUAGACCUAGAAACUUUUAAACAAGACAUACUACGUGAAAUUCGUAAAGAAUUAAAUAGAAUGAAAUCUGAUAUCAUAGAAAGUAUGUAUUUCAUAAAAAAAAAAAAAUGUAUACUUUUUAGAAUAAUUUGGAAAACACAAAUUAUAUCAAAUGUAUUUGCUUUCUUUUGUGUUUUGUAUGAAGCUACAAUGUGGUUUAAUAUAUUUGUAAUGAUUUUCAGGCGUAAAAGUGGAAAUCAGUAAAAGAUAAAUGAAAACCAUCAAACAAGUAUCAAAAUUUACUAAUCCAAUAUAAUUUCAAUUUAUAUAUUGAUUUGAUUAAAUAAUUGGUAUAUAUAUUUUUUUUUUUCUAUUAUGUGAACAUUUUUGAACUGAAUCUCAUUUUAUUACUGUUAUAAGAUUUAGGUACUCUCAUAUUGCAUAGAUAAUUAUUGUAAACCUAUUUAUGACUUAAUUCAUUAGCUACUUAAUUCAACUUUUCUUACAUAACCAAGUUAUUAUGUAGCUUAUUUUUUUAUAUGAAAAUUGUUUUUUUUUUUUCUAUGUGUAAUCGCUUAAAAUUUUAAGAGUGAACAAUUUGUAUUAUAUUAUUUAUGAAAAAAUAAAAAUAAAUUAAAAGCUAUCUAAAAUGCUUUUCAUUUCAUUUUAUAAACUAGUAUUAUACUUAUUUUUUAAUUUUACUUUUUUUUUAUGAUAAUUCAUUAUAUAUUCAACAAUAUUAAGAUAAAAUUAUUAGUGCUGACAUCAUAAUGUAUAUACAUAAAAACAUCAUAAAAUAUGCUCAAG
Cinara cedri is the source of this 10934-nucleotide messenger RNA. NCBI's taxonomy places the organism in Eukaryota, Metazoa, Arthropoda, Insecta, Hemiptera, Aphididae. The record is from the annotation of a GenBank genome assembly.